Acaulospora colombiana is the source of this 324-nucleotide messenger RNA. The record is from the annotation of a GenBank genome assembly. NCBI's taxonomy places the organism in Eukaryota, Fungi, Glomeromycota, Glomeromycetes, Diversisporales, Acaulosporaceae.
AAGAUCGCUGAAGCCAAAGCACGGAAGAAGCUGAGAGCCGCUCAGAGGUUGGAGAAAGCCCUGAAGAAGGCAGAUGGGGUCAAUCAAACAGGUGACAUGACUGAGAAGGAGAAAGCCAGUCAAAUAGAGAAGCUAAUGAGGAAGGGAAUGGGUAAGGGUAAACAAAAGAAGGAUGAAGUGAAGCUAGUCGUGGCGAAGGGCCCAAACAGGGGCUUGAAAGGGAGACCUAAGGGCGUAAAAGGAAGAUAUAGAAUGGUUGAUGCGCGUGGCAAGAAAGAGGUAAGCAGAACACCACGCUUCCAGAAGCUGAACCAAACCGGCUAA